AUGGUUUGUUUUACACCGUUUCUCUACAUAGUGACACGCGAGCCAUUGGCUGAAACCCAAACUUUCCGUGUGCUCAUGGACCAGUUGGUUCUUGCUCUUACAUAUUUGAUUUUGUUGAAAUGUGCGCAUGUGCGCUUGCCGCCCAUUUGUGCCUCUUGGUCUGAAGUGACAUCUGAAGACUUGUGGGAUCUUCACCAUGUCUUAGCAUUACACAUGCAUGGGGAUGUCUUGGCAGAAGAAGUCAGCGUGGCUAUUCGCGCGGCAUACGAUUGGCACCAGCUCCGGCAGUCUGGUAAAGUUCUGUCAGAGAUGUGGUUUCGUGUGGUGAGAAAGCAAGUACCGCUUCCUCAUGCUCUCCUGACAGCCAUCCAUGUCUUGGAGAAGCGGCUGGCAGUGCCUCGAUUACCUUGUUUUCCAGAUGGUCAUGCUCUGCCGUGGUUUACGCAGUGCACGACUGCGCUGCGAGAAUUGGUGCCUUCAAGUAUGUUUUCGACGACUCAUGCUUUGCCUCUCCGUAUUUCUGGGGAAGCUACUUCUGGUUUGGUUGAGACCGACGCAUCGCCCUCUGUGGCUCCUGCAUCUGAAUGUCCGCUGGCCAUGCACAUGCUGCCGGACGAAGGAAUGGAUAGCAGUGUGGAUGAGGCAGAAGAGGAUUUGUCCGAUGUGAACGGGGAUGAGUCACCUAGGCAUUUGCAGCAGAAACUGGAGUUGCAUUCAUCGACUGAGAGAGACUUGAAUCGUUUUCGGAUACUGCACAGAGAUUUUCAACAGGAUCGCGCAAACGGUAUCGAUGAUGGUCUCUCGGUGGAUAUUCCGCUGUGGGCUCGCAAGAUUUUGGACAGAGAGGCGGCGAGCAGCCUUCAGCUUCGUCAUCAUCUGUCCGACGGGAGAGAAAGGAGAGGUGCCGCGCAGUCUUCUGUCAAUGCAGAAAAGAUUGAAGAGUACGUUGCAGUGGCAACUGCAGCAUGGACCGCAGACUCGCAGGAGGUAGCGGUCAAGAUGCCUCUGAACAAAGGGAAGUCAUGUCGACUCUGUGGCUCCACCAAGCACACCUUGGCAACUUGCUGUUGCCGUGGUGCUCCUGAGUUUAGAAAGCUGCUGAAGGCUAACCAAUGCAAGGCCAAAUCGAAGCAGAGUAGAACGUGCCGUGGGACUGGCACUGCUGCUGCGAGGAAAAGGGGUGCCAAGCCAGCAAAAAAGGUCGCUGUGUCCUCUCGGAAACGGCAAGCCAUAGCUCGUGCCAACUACUCUGGCGACAAGAAGACUUUCGACCAAAGACAUGACAGGCAAGGCUCAGGCGGCUCUGUUUGCUCAAAGCCGGAGAAGGCCUUAGAGGAGUUGCAAUCUCUGGGCUUUGUCAAUCGGCCCGGACUGUGUAGUUCGUGUGGCGUGGGGCAACUGCUCGGACCAGUUCCUCGUCACGAUGCGGGUUCAGAAGGAUCCUUGUACUACAGAUGCUCGAAUUGGGAAUGCAAGAAGUACACCAAUUGCUUGUCCCUGCAAACCUGGCUUUGUGGACUUGGACGCUUUGGGUUGCUGACACCGGUGCGGCUUUUGGGCAUUAUUAAGGUUUAUGCGACCAGAAAGUAUCCGCGGCCGCAGAAUGCGUGGCCUUUGGCUUGUGAAAACUACAAAGUGGUGCGCUUGGUGAUGGAUCGUCUUCGCCACCUUGAAGCAGAGGCAGGUCUGCGCAUGUGCAAAGAAGAGUCAUGGAAGCUCCGUGGCUCCGUCGAAGCCGAUGUGCAUCCUCGUGAGAAGCCGAAGCAUCUCCUAUUGUACUGGCGGUGGGGAGGCCUAGUGGAGCGAGGCCAAGGAGGAAAGAUCGUGUUGGCAGAACUUCCUCAUAAGUUGGUCAGUGGAAAGCAACAGUGA
Messenger RNA from Cladocopium goreaui, 1872 nucleotides. Lineage: Eukaryota; Dinophyceae; Suessiales; Symbiodiniaceae. The record is from the annotation of a GenBank genome assembly.